This is a messenger RNA of Eimeria tenella, 2130 nucleotides long. RefSeq names its product Galactosyltransferase, related, related. Gene Ontology annotation, cellular component: membrane. The record is from RefSeq and is a predicted model, not a curated record. The transcript is spliced from 4 exons. Bases 1 to 2130 code for a protein of 709 amino acids. Gene Ontology annotation, molecular function: acetylglucosaminyltransferase activity. Lineage: Eukaryota; Apicomplexa; Conoidasida; Eucoccidiorida; Eimeriidae.
AUGGCAACCCAUGAACCCACGUGGAAGGCUGCUGCAAGGGGGCCCCCUGAGGCCCCUCCUCCCUCCCCUGUGACCGGCCUGGACCCCAAGAAGGAAGCAGCAGUGCGGCUGCUUCGGGAGCUGCAGCAGCAGACACAGGGGCCCCACUGGGGGGCUUUUGCAGUGGGCUGGGGCCUGACAGACCCCCAGCCCACCAUCAUACACCAUUUUGCUGCUGCUCAGUCCCAGGUUUACCCCCACCUCGACGCAGGGACUCUUUGGUCCCGCCCGGCGUUUGAAGCAGUCAAGAAGGCAUAUACUGAGGAGCCUCCUCCAGAGGGAGUCGAGCGUGACUUCAUUUACGAGAUGUCGGUACACCUGAAAAACACGCAGCAGCUGCAGCUGCUGCACUCCGAACUCUUCUGCCCCGUACCUCCCGCUGUAGACAAUUAUGAACGAGACCUGCAGCCUUACCCCCCAAACCACGUGAGGCCUACCAAAGUGGCAGGAGCUGAGGCUGCUGCAGCAGCAAACAAGCGGCAGCUGUCUGCUGCUGAGCGCGCAGCAGUUGCUGCAGCAGAUAUCACAGCCAUCAUUCACAAAGACUGCGCAGCUUUCAACAGCGGCAACAGACACGGCCCCAUCCUUUCGCACCAAAUAUUCGACGCCCUUAUCGAUUUCGACGAAGAUCUCAUGAUUAAGAGAGAUUUUUUGUCGGAAAAGUUCACAGCGGAGGAGAAAAUGGUGGAUGGCGGCAAAUACCAAAAGGCUCUUGAGGAGCUAGAAAAGUCCCGGCCCGCCUUUAUAGUCGAGCCGCAGGAUGUCAUGGUGGCCGUCAAGACCCACGCAGGGAGCCACGCUUCGCGGGUGCCUUUGCUGCGCCGUCUGUGGGCGUCUCGGGAGGUUCUGUUGGAGCAGGCGAAGCGGCACCUCGGGGCGGAGCACUACGCGCAUUUGCAAAUGAACAAGGAGGAGUUGAAGCAGCUCACAGAGGCCUACGACACCCUCAGCAUUCGUUUCUUUUCAGACAUUGCUGACCCUUCUUUAGACAUCGAAGUGCUGGACUUGCCAGGAAACCCCGCCCCAGAAGGCAAGCGCGGCCUCUGCGUCCGCCUGCAGGCGCUUCUUAAGGAGUUUCUGGCGGCUCCUGUGGGCCGCCGUUUCCUAGUGGUGACAGACGACGACACGCUGCUGAACUUCAGGCAUCUUUUGGAUCUGCUUUCCCUCACUUUGCAGCCCCCGAUCCCGGCCCGCAGCUUCCUCGCGAACCUCCUUGCAGAUGGCCAGGGCUACAGGGCGUACACGCCGCCCUACAAGCGUCUCGCAGAAGAGAUAAGAGCCCAUUUGCAGAGGCGCGCUGCAGCAGCAGCAGCAGCAGCCGAUCCCGUGGCAGCAGCCACACCGGCCAAGGACAGCCGCUACACUCCCGAACAACUCACGGCGGCCUCACACCUGUACGGCAGGGGAGGCCCGCGGCCUCUGGAAGCCGUCUCGCCGCUGUACUUGGGAGAAAGGUAUGGCUACGGCCUCAGUGGGGGAAGCGGCGCGGGGGGCUACGAGUAUGUGACCAUGGGGGGCGGCAUGGUGGUGGACAGAGCUGCAGCAGCUCUGUUGGUGGAGUGCGUCGACAGCGGCCGCUGUAGCUGCCCCGAAGACGGCACGGCCGAUGACAUGCUGCUGGGGCUGUGGGCGCAUCGCGUGCAGCUGCCGUUGCUGCAUGCAAGAGGAAUGCACCAGGAAAGGCCCGCGGACUACCACCCCCUAUUGGUCGAGGCAACCACGCCGGUGUCUUUCCACCGAAUGCUGCAGUCCGUCAAGGGCACCAAGAAGAUCUUCGACGACUACGUCGACGUCGGAGACUACAGCAACAACCAAUCCAGCAACGGCAGCAGCAGCAGCAGCAAGAGCGGCGGGCUGGACGAACUGAUAGAGGUGGACUGGAUCGACUACGACUGGCACCACGCAGAGGAACACCGGUGGCUAGAAAAGGAAGAACUACACGAACUUGACCAGGAGGAGCCCCUGCUGCCAGAUGGCAUAGGAGAUCUUUUGAACCGAAAAGUGAAAAGAGGCACUAGACCCAUGACGCCUGAGGAGCUGCUGGAGCACGAGGAACUCGAGGAAAUGAAUUCUCUUCACGAUGAACUCUAA